Messenger RNA from Myotis davidii, 8179 nucleotides. It is a transcript of the gene RESF1, whose product is annotated as KIAA1551 ortholog. Bases 570 to 8108 code for a protein of 2512 amino acids. The transcript has 7 exons. The record is from RefSeq and is a predicted model, not a curated record. NCBI's taxonomy places the organism in Eukaryota, Metazoa, Chordata, Mammalia, Chiroptera, Vespertilionidae. Gene Ontology annotation, cellular component: nucleus. Gene Ontology annotation, molecular function: mRNA binding; histone methyltransferase binding. Gene Ontology annotation, biological process: regulation of RNA splicing; mRNA processing; regulation of cell differentiation.
GGAGAGGGAGAGAGAUUCAAAAACACCAGAAUCAGUGAUUGGUUGUCCUGAUCCUGGUUCAUGGGUCUAUGCUGAACCACUGAGCCACACCUGUGGGGCCUGACCUAGUAUUUGUUUCUUUGCAGACUUCAGAAUUCAAGAAAAUUAGUAUGCUUUUCGUGCAACUUUAAGUAACAGAGCUUCGCACAGCAGUGUCAUCAAGGGAGCAGAUGGGCAUGUAUUUUUAUUGUAAAUUUAAUAUAAGUAAAGGUGAUAUAUAAAUUUUAUAUUGAGUAAUUACAUAGUAGUUUCUUGCUAUUCCAGGAUCAAAAAAGUAAACAUUGUGGAGGGACACUGACAUGUUUGGAGAGAAAUGGGAACACAUACAAUGAAAGAGUAACAUUGAAAGGUAUGGCCUCCUCUGCAUCUCUGAAUUGAGGUUGGCUUCAGCAUUGACUUCGUUCUCAGAAAACGGGCUGCUCCUUUGUAGAGGAGAUUCAUAUGUUCAGUCAUAGCUGGAGUUUUUCAGAUUCCUGACAUUCAAAAAAACGUGAUUUUUAAUACACUUCUACUACUUUAAUCAAUCAACAAUGGAUUGGAAUGCUAAACCGAAUAGUGUCACCUUACAACCAAUGUAUCCUAAAAAACAGUCAUCUCUUUUGGAGCCGAGUAUAAUGAACACACCAUCUCAAGUUCCUUUAAACCCUCCUGGAAGUAACCAUCCUCCAUGUAUGUUUCGGAGUAACUCAAAUCCAGUUUCACAGUCACCUCUCAACAUCAGAAAUACAACUUCCCAACAAAUCUCUGCUUCUGAUAAACAUAGUAGGACAAUUUUUGCCUCACAAGCUUCAUUGGAAAGAAAAACUUAUGCAAAUGUAAAUGGACCCAAUCAACUAAAUAACAGUUUGCAAAUGUCUCCAGGAGUUGCACAAAAUGUGUGGGCAAACUCACCAGUGAGAAAUUCUAUGUUUUCUCAUACAGGGGCAGCUGUUUCUCAACAAACUGGUUUUAGAACUAAUCCACCAAAUGUAAAUGCACUACAGAAUCAAUUUGUAACAUCAGAAAUCUAUCCUAUGCAAGGACAGACGGUCCCUUCUAAUUCUGUAAGAGUUCCUGUAACUUAUCAAGGACACCAGAGACUUACCUCAUCUUUAUCAGAGCGACAGGCUGACUGGGCACAACAGUAUACAUCCAAUGGACUGACUUAUGCAGAUUACAGACCGCAUCCAGAGCAAUACAGUUAUCCACCACAAAGCUUUUUGCAAAGUCCUACUCUUCAGAAACAAAAUACUAUGCAACUUACAUCAGUACACGUUAAAAAUAGUCAUCAUUCAAAUUCUGCACUGACAUUACAGUCAAAGCAGAGUGCAUCUUUACCAUCCUAUCAAGUUGCAGUUAUUCAGAAUGAAAAAAGACUUCUUCCUCCUUAUGACUGUAGGUACGCAAGCCAAACAUUACAAAAUACUCAGCAUAUUAUUACUCACUCUUCAGAAGUUCCUCAGAGUCAAAAAGUUCAUACUUCUGAAAUGAGGAAAGACUUUUGCAGGGGCUUUCAACAGCAAAGCCUCAAUGAAAAUGUCAGUAUACCUGGAAAUUUUUGUAACAUGAAAGUAAAUACUAAUGUCAAUCAGCCUGUUAGUGAGCCUACUAGAUCUGUGGACGAUGUUCAGAUUCUUCAUCAAAAUAAUCAAGAAGAAAGAGUGGAUUUUUCUAAUAUGACUUCAGAUCAAGCACUGGACACAAAUAUUGUAAAAGAGAAGUUAGUGAAGGAUAUUAAACAAUUAGUAGAAAUGAGAAAGAAAUUUUCUGAACUGGCAAGGAAAAUUAAAAUUAAUAAAAAUGUUUUGAUGUUAGCAGGUUGUACUAAGGCUAAUAGUGAAACACCUCAAAAUUCUGAACUGUCUCUGAAACAAACUGGCAAAACCCAGAUUGGACCCCAUGUAACCCCAGCCACUCCAGAGACUGCAGUGGAUAAAUCACCAAAAGCAGUGGAAAUAGCAGAAGAAACAAAUAGAAUGCGCAGUACAUUGAAUUCUAAUAUUCAAGAGACGAACUGCAGGAAUUCUAACCAGGUUAAUUCGAUUUUACUAAAUUCUGUGUGUUUGGGAAAGGGGCCAGUGCCAGACCAGUUACAUAAUUUAAAAGAUACCACAUCUUUCAAGAUGCCAACUAUGGAGAAGAACCAGUUUUCAUCAGGAAAUACAGUCAGUGUUGAAAAUGUGCAAACCAAUUCUGAAACAAUUUUAGUUCCUCAGUCUAUGGCCUCUGAGUCAUAUGCUUCAAAAUAUCUAAAUGAAAAUAAGCUACUUAUCAGUCUCCUUGCACAUGGAGAUGAAAUUGAGAAAAGGUUAAUGAAAGAUGGUUGUGAAGCUAUUAAGGAUUCUAAUCCACACAGUUUUAAAAUGAAUGCUAAUACCCAAAUCACUAAUAACCAACUGAAAUUGAAAACCAUGGAAACUCCAAGCUCUUGUAAUAUUAUUGCCAAUGUAUCAGAAAAUUCUUUUUGCCUGGACCAUAAAUUCCCUAAAACUGGAGUACCUCUGAAUGCUGACAGUCAUUUGGAAUUGCUAGCAACAUGCCUUAAUCUGUGGAAAAAAAACCCUUCUGAACCUACAGAGAAAAAACCGUGUAAUGAGUUAACAACACAGAGAACAGCAGUUGAAAUCUCAAAAGCUGGGGAAAUCUGUGAUAAAACUCCAGUUUCACUUGUGGGAUAUUCUCAGAAUAAGAUGGAAAACUGCUCACAAGUAACAACUCUGCCAAUGGCAGUGCAAACUUAUGAAUCUCCAGGUGCAACUACUAUUAAGGGAACAGAACUUCAGAUUGCUGUGGUGUCACCCUUAAUUUCAGAUAUCAAAACAUUGCCUGUCAAAGGAAUAACACCUGAUCCUUUACCUGAAACAGUCUAUCCGGUUAUUAAAGAAGGCAGUGUAUGUAGUUUGCAGAAUCAAUUGGAAGAAAACACAAGAGUGACUGCUGUAUUGAAAGUGAACGACCCAGUUACAACAAAUAAGGUUUUGCCACUAAUUCAGAAGGAAAAGCGAAAUACUUCAACUAAUGGUAAUUCAGAAGAUGUACCUAAUACCAAUCAAGGAAAUCCAAUAGAAUCUGAACCAAAUAUUCACUAUCCUGUGAGUGAUCAUCAAGCUUCAUCUAACUCUAAAGACAAUGAUACUGUGAGUAGUGAGUUGUUGCAGAUUGACAAUAUAUGUUCUCUGGUUGAAGGUGAUACAUCUUAUAAUUAUCAAAUAGCAAAGAUAUUCAACUCACCUCCUAUUGAACAGAUUGAGUCACAGAAAUCAUUACCUAAUCUCCAAGUGAUUAGUACUAAAAAACAAAAAGAACAAUUAGACAAUAUCACUGAAAAGAUAGAGCUUGGUUUACAAAAAGAUAAUUUUUUACAGUACACAGAUGUUUUACAUAAAAUACCUGAUCAAUCAAAGUCACCACAAUCUCUAGAGUCAUAUUUGAAGAAUGUUGAUUCAAGUAGUGAAAAUAAAGAGGAAAACAAUUUGAAGCAUUAUAGUAAAAAAGUAAGCACAGCUAAAGAUGUGUGUUCAUCAGCUGCUCUUAAUCAGGACAGUAACCUCCAGGAAAUUGAUGUGUCCUGCAAUCACACUGCCCAGGACCCUGCAGUAAAUGAGGUUCUUGAUAAGACACCCAUUUUCUUCCCACACAAUCAGCUUUCAGAACUCUCAAAAGAAUUUCCCUAUGGUAUUGAACCUGUGACUACACAUGAAGAUUCUCCAGCAAAACAAAUAACAGACAAAAACUCAAAAGAUGAGUCUUGUGAUAAAACCAGCUGUGACUCCAAAGAUGCAGCUGACCACAUAAAAAUUACAAUAUUAAACUCAGAGCAAAUGAAAGAAUUAUUUCCCGAACAGAAUGAUCUAUCUGCGUUAGACAAAUUUACAAACUCUGAGAAAGAAAACCCUGUCACAAAAAAAGGAAUCCGCUGUGACUCACCGGUACAUACAGAUGGAGAAAGUCCCAAUUUUGUUAUGGAUUCAGAGAAAGAUGAUGUCCGUUGCUGUGCAUUGGGUUGGCUCUCUAAUGUUUAUGAAGGAGUUCCCCAGUGCCAGUGUAAGUCCAUCAAUAACUUGACUUCAAAGGUCGAAAAUGGGAAAGAUCAGUGUUCUCUGGAGACCAACAGUUAUAAGCAAGGAGAGAGUACUUCUGAUAAAGAUUAUUCCAUAGUAUGUAAUAUUUCUCCAAAUAACAAUCCAAAGAUUGCGCUGACUUUUCCGAUCGGGAAAAACCCUUUUUCUGAAACAGCACAAGGCAGGACUAUGAAAGAUCUAUCAGAACCAAAAUGCAGCUCAAUAAGGACAGAACAAGAAUUAUCCGCUCCAUCUUUUUCUAAAGGGGAUAAAAAACUAGAUUCCUUAAAAUGUCACAAAAAGAAAAGAAAACUGAAAUUUCAUGAGAUGACUUUUCAUUCUAGUGCUAAAAGAAAGUUUUCCCAAGAGAGCUCGCAGAGAAAGAUCAUAGCACAAAAUUCAAGUCCACCUAAAGCAAAGCCAGGUUUCUGGACAAAUAAAAAUAAAGAUUUGCAUAUAAAAAAUGGUACUUUUGUACAGAAAUUAUUGCCAGAAAAGAUAAAAUUGGCAACAGGUGAUCGUCAGCGAAAAGUUUCAGCAAAAAGGAAGUUAGGUGAAGGGAGCAUACUUAAUUCAGAGGUAAAGAAGAUGAAGUGUUUUAAACAAGAGCAAAAUAAAAAUGGAGAUGGUACUUUGAAAACGUGUACUCCUUUGUCAAACCCCGAUGGAAGAUCCAAAGUUAAAGAAAAGACAGUAUCUAAUGUUAAAUCAUUAGGCUCUACGUCUAAGGAUAAUUUGCCUAAAGUUGUUAUAACGUUAGAGCAGUAUUUGCAAAGGCAGAAGCAUAAAGAAGCAAUGGGUGUCAAAGCAUCAAAAUUAAACUGUGAGAAAAGUAUACCGUGUGAUUCUCAACCCAUGAGGUCCAGUAAACUUUCUAUGCAAGUGGGGAGUUCUGGGAAAUUGGAUGAGAGACACAGUAGCAGUGUGCAUACUUCUGAAGAAUCAUUAAGUAUUUGUUCAAGCCAUGAUAAAAACACAAAAAUUCACCAUUCUCAUGUUUCUAAAUCAUACCUUUUGGGGAAUGCUAAAGAAACAGUUGAUGGAAAGCAACCUGAUAAAAUGUUCAUUGAUAAAACCAAAUUAGAUAAAAAUUUAAAUAACAUAAACAAUGGAGGUGAACGCAACCACUUGUCUCCCCAAGCAAAGGAGCAAAGGAAACAAUAUCUGAACCGAGUUGCAUUUAAAUGUAUUGAACGAGAGAGCAUUUGUCUCACAAAACUUGAGAGUUUGCCGAAAAAUAUUAAUAAAGAGAAGAGAGUGGAAAAUAAACCUUUACCUCAGAAAAAUACCACAGAAAAACAAAGCAUGCUGGAGUUUAAAUUAUGUCCAGAUGGACUGAUAAAUACGAAGAUAAAUCCCACUGAAGAACAGAAGGAUCUGCAACCUUGUCCUAGGAAGGAGCAAGCCCCUGUGCAAGGAAUAAAAAGUUCCAAAGAAGACUGGAUAAAAGGUGCACCUGAGGAGAAAAGGAUUCCAGAAGCCAACCCAGAAAUAGGAGUCUGUAACUCAGAGCCGUUGUUGGUUCGGUUCCGGCGCCUCCACUCCAACCCCCGUGGGUCUCUUCUGUAUGCAACGGAUGGCAUUGACCUAGACAAAGCAGCUGGUACAAAGCGGGGACCUGAUGAGCUCUCCUCUGCCUGCAUAACUACAGGACCUAACUCAGCUUCCACAGCAAAUGAAAAUGACAGGAAGAAGUUUAAAGGUGACAGCACCACGUUGAAAGGUGACAGCAAGAAGUUGAAUGGUGACAAUAAGUUGAAAAUUGACAGCAAGAAUUUGAAUGGUGACAAUAAUUUGAAAAUUGACAGGAAGAAGUUGAAUGGUGACAAUAAGUUGAAAAUUGACAGCAAGAAUUUGAAUGGUGACAAUAAGUUGAAAAUUGACAGGAAGAAGUUGAAUGGUGACAGCAAGAAGUUGAAUGGUGACAAUAAUUUGAAAAUUGACAGCAAGAAGUUGAAUGGUGACAAUAAGUUGAAAAUUGACAGCAAGAAGUUGAAUGGUGACAAUAAGUUGGAAAUUGACAGCAAGAAGUUGAAUGGUGACAAUAAGUUGGAAAUUGACAGCAAGAAGUUGAAAGGUGACAGGGAGAAGUUGAAGUUGAAAGGUGACAGCAGGAAAUCUCAUGGUGAUAAGUUGAAAAUUGACAGUGAGAAGUUGAAAAGUGAUGGCAGUAAGUUGAACGGUGACAGCAAUAAAACGAAAGGCAACAGUAAGAAUUCCACAGGUGACAACAGAAGUUCAGGUGUUCCCUCCAGAGUGAUCUGCAUCGGGAAGCUCCCUGGGGAUGUCACUGAGGAUGAGGUCAUUUUUCUGGGACUGCCUUUUGGGAAGGUCACCAACUUCCUGAUGAUGAAAUGGAAAAACCAGGCAUUCAUUGAGAUGAACACAGAGGAGGCUGCCAUCACCAUGGUGAACUACUAUACCUCCAUGAAACUCAUGCUUCGAGGCCAGCCCAUCUACAUCCAGUUCUCCCACCAGAAAGAACUCAAUACCAGCAGUUCACACAACCAGGCACAGGUCCAAUCAGCCUUGCAGGCUCUGAACUCAGUAAAGUCCAAGAAUGUGGCUCCGGCUGCCUCGGCUGGUGCUGUGGGUGUAGGCACUAUAGAAGCAGGUCCUGUUGUUGCUAUGAAUGCGGCCACUGUGGAUGCUGUGGAUGUGGGGGCGGGCCCUGUGAGCUCAGUAGUUGUGAGCGCAGGCUCUGUGGGCACGGGUGCUGUAUGCUCAGGCACUGAUGAUGCAGGCCCUGUGGAUGCAGGUACGGUGAUGACUGGCCAGAGCCCAGUGCUCAGGAUUAUCUUAGAGAACCUCUCCCACCCAUUCUCCCUGGACAUGCUUCACCAGAUCUUUUCCAAUUUUGGCAGAGUUUUGAAAAUCACAACUUUCACCCAGAACAACAUGUUCGAGGCACUGCUGCAGUUUGCUGAACCAUGGAGCGCCGAGCUCGCAAAGGUGUUUCUGGACAGUUGGAACAUCUUCGGUUGCACAGUUCGCGUCAGCUUUUCCACCUCUUCCAUCCUCAAGGUGAAGUACGACAGCAGCAAGAGCCGAGUCUACACCUAUCCUGACCUACCCUGGCAUGACGGCCAGCCCUUACAGAACCAGGCCAUGGCCUCGGCCUUCAGUGCUGCUCCGAUAAUGUCAGCCCCUGUGAAAUCAGGAGGUGGUUUUCCUUCCACCCUUGAUAUUCCUCAAGCUGCAGGCCUCUGUGAUCCCAAUGAGCUCCUGGCCCUGCCCCCUGUGGCCAUCCCAUUGGUGUCAGGGGUAGCAACAGCGGAAGCAAGCCUGACUGCCAUCACAGACCCUGCACCUGUGGCCAACCAUUCGGUGUUGGGGGCAUCAACAGAAGAAGCAGGUCAGAUUGCCAUCCCAGGCCCAGCAGGGGCUGGAAAUUGUGUCCUGCUGGUCAAGAACCUCAACCCUGAGAGAAUCACAAUCCAAAACCUCUUCAUUAUUUUUGGUGUGUAUGGCGAUGUCCAGCGGGCGAAGAUUUUCUUUAAAAAUAAGACGCGAGCUCUGGUGCAGAUGGCUGAUGGGAUCCAGGCCCAGCUGGCCAUGAGCCACCUCAAUGGGCAUAAGCUGCACGGAAAGCCUAUGCUCAUCACGGUCACCCCGUACAAAAAUGUGCAUCUUCUUCAUGAGGGCCAGGCAGACCUGGGCCUCACCAAAGACUACAGCAACUCACCCCUGCACCGCUUCAGGAAUGCAUGCCCCAAGAAGUUCCAGAAUGUUUUCCCACCCUCAGAGAACCUGUACCUCUCCCAGAUACCACCCUUCACAUCCGCACACAACCUCAAGGCCCUCUUCUCCAGCAACGGCAGACUUGUCAAAAAACUCAAGUUCUUCAAGAAGCACAGUAGCAUGGCGCUGAUCACAAUGGGUUCAGUGGAAGAGGCAAUCCAGGCGCUCAUCGACCUGCACUAUUAUGAACUGGGAGAAAACCACCACCUUUGGGUGACCUUUGCCAAAAUACCUGUUGACAACUUUCAUCUUUCUAGAAAACAGCCACUUUCAAAGCAGCUGAAGUGACCUUAAAAUACCAGAGUUGUUUUUUUUUUUAAAGACAAAUCAGUUUACCUGUUUUUUAACACUAGAUUGCC